Perkinsus marinus ATCC 50983 is the source of this 714-nucleotide messenger RNA. RefSeq lists its product as hypothetical. Gene Ontology annotation, biological process: protein refolding. The record is from RefSeq and is a predicted model, not a curated record. The coding region runs from base 1 to 714 and encodes 237 amino acids. Gene Ontology annotation, molecular function: Hsp70 protein binding. The transcript is spliced from 4 exons. Lineage: Eukaryota; Perkinsozoa; Perkinsida; Perkinsidae. Gene Ontology annotation, cellular component: cytosol; cytoplasm.
AUGUUUUUCGGAAAUGGAGGAAUGUUCGGGGAAGAUUUCGGUGGUCGAGGUCCUUCCAAAAAUGCCGAUACGCAGAAGCUCUAUGACGUCUUGGGUGUGGGGAAAGGUGCUUCUACAGCUGAUAUUAAGAAGGCAUAUCGCAAGUUGGCGAUGCAGCAUCAUCCUGAUAAGGGCGGCGAUGAGGAGGAGUUCAAGCUGAUCACCAAGGCUUAUGAGAUUCUGAGCGACGAUGAGAAACGAAGAAGAUACGAUCAGUUUGGCGAGGAGGGUGUCGACUCUGAUGGUGGUAUGGCGCAUGCGACUGACAUUUUUGAUAUGAUGUUUGGUGGAGGCGGCAGAAGAGGAGGAGGAGGUCGUCGUAGAGGUGAUGACGUUCAGCACAUUUUGGAGGUGCCGUUGAAGCAACUGUACACUGGUGCUACUCGAAAGCUGAUGAUCAAUCGAGUGGUCGUCGAUAAGGACGUUCCGGUGACCACGUGUAACGCUUGUGAUGGUCAAGGGGCUACUGUGAAGGUCAUUAGGAUGGGCCCGAUGAUCCAACAGGACUCUCCUAGGAUUAGCAAGAAGAUGGAAAAGGAGUAUGAGCAUCAUGAGCUGGUUGAUAUGGACCCUAGCGUGAGUGCUCGAAUGGGAGCACAGAGUAGUGGAGGGGAAGCGUACGAUGAAGACGAGGAAGGACAUAGGGGUCCUAGUGUGGCAUGUGCCCAGCAAUAA